GGUGCACGGUUCAAUUCCCCGCGAGUUGUUAGAGGGGAGACUUAGCGAAGAACUGUAAUACGUCACGCAAGAGUUCCCCGUCCCGCCGCCGUCUGCUGCGGGGGAUCCAUCUGAACGAGGGGGAGGGCCCCCCCCGUCCCCCCCCCGCUCCGGGACAGACCAGUGUGUGCAGGGAGUCUCACACCAGACCUGGGGCCCCCACGGCUGUAUUGCCCAGAAUCACAAAGAGAGAGAGCGCGGAGGAUGAUGGAUAUGGAAUAUAACGGGACUCACAUCUGAGGACGUUUUUUGGGGGGUUAGACACAUUCGGAUACCCGAGAGUUCUACACACUGUAGGAAUACAACGUGGGGAGGAGAUCUUUAUAUAAGGUAGCUGGUCACCCUCGACAACGCAACAUCUGUGUGUGAGGAAGCAAGAAACCGCCUCUCGACCAGCGUCGUCGGCGCCUCGUCUCCGGGACGAGAGAGAGAGAGAGAGAACUGGCGCUGAAGAACGAGCGAGAGCGCGUCUGAGAAGGAGAACGGAGUAGAAGGGGAAAGGCGGGAAGAAAUGUCCCCUUGUACACUGGUUCUCUCCUGCUCCCUGUUCCUCCUCCAAGUGACGGCCGCCCAGCAACUGUUCGCUCACCAUGGGAGGAGGGUGUGCGGCCGAGACGUUCCUCAACGCGUCGUCAUGGCAACCGAAUCCCACAUCCAGCCCGUGCACAAGCCUUACAUCACGCUGUGUCUAGGCCAACGGGUGUGCAGCACGUACAAGACGGUGUACCGGGUGGCGUACCGCCAGGUGAGCAGAAUGGCAGCUUCCUCCCCCCAUCCCUCCACCCAUCGCUCCACCCACCGCUCCUCCUACCCAGACUGCUGUCCCGGCUGGCAACGGUUCCACUCUCACAACUGCAACCGAGCAGUGUGUGAGCAGGGCUGUGUGAACGGGGGCAGCUGCACCAGACCGGACCGCUGUGCGUGUCCUCCAGGCUGGACGGGACACCGGUGCCUUACAGACGUGGACGAGUGCUCCCAGCAGCCCCCCUGCCCCCAGGCGUGUGUGAACACAGCAGGGAGCUUUCGCUGCGCGUGCCGACACGGCUUCACGCUGGGGGGCGACGGCCACACCUGCCAAAGCCUCCCGUCUCCCCCUACCGCCGCCCCCCCCACAACUACCACCAGCGCCUCUCCCACCCGGACCGCACUCAGCGAUCACCCUCCCCCUUCUGAGGAGUCAGGUGGAAAGUUUGAGCUGGCGGAGAACACAACAGAGGAAGUGCAGAGCCUUAAGAAUAGAGUGGAGAUGCUAGAGAAGAAGUUGCAGUUGGUCCUCACCCCUUUCCAGAGCCUGUUCCCCCUGUCCCUCGACGAGGGCCCCCCAGACCGGACCACCCUGCUGACACACUCCUUCAGGCAGCUGGACCGCAUCGAGUCUCUCAGCGAGCAAAUCGGCUUCUUGGAGGAGCGCCUCGGCACCUGUUCCUGCAAUGAAAACUAGCAGGGAACGAUGGUGACAUUGAAGAACUGACACUACAACCUUCAUGACACAAAAACGCAUUAGAAAUACAUUUUACGCCCUUAUAUGUGUGGUUGUGUAAAAAGAAUGGCAAGAAAACUACCAAACACCUCAUAAGUCAUCUGUGAUGUUUACAA
This is a messenger RNA of Gadus chalcogrammus (walleye pollock), 1635 nucleotides long. It is a transcript of the gene egfl7, whose product is annotated as EGF-like-domain, multiple 7. Gene Ontology annotation, cellular component: cell surface; extracellular region. Gene Ontology annotation, molecular function: signaling receptor binding; calcium ion binding. NCBI's taxonomy places the organism in Eukaryota, Metazoa, Chordata, Actinopteri, Gadiformes, Gadidae. The record is from RefSeq and is a predicted model, not a curated record. The transcript is spliced from 9 exons. Bases 551 to 1480 code for a protein of 309 amino acids. Gene Ontology annotation, biological process: anatomical structure development.